Messenger RNA from Boeremia exigua, 1745 nucleotides. RefSeq names its product Aldehyde/histidinol dehydrogenase. The record is from RefSeq and is a predicted model, not a curated record. Lineage: Eukaryota; Fungi; Ascomycota; Dothideomycetes; Pleosporales; Didymellaceae. Gene Ontology annotation, molecular function: malonate-semialdehyde dehydrogenase (acetylating, [NAD(P)+]) activity; methylmalonate-semialdehyde dehydrogenase (acylating, NAD+) activity. The transcript has 2 exons. Gene Ontology annotation, cellular component: mitochondrion. Bases 1 to 1578 code for a protein of 525 amino acids. Gene Ontology annotation, biological process: thymine catabolic process; L-valine catabolic process.
AUGGCGCCAAGGUGGUUUAGCUUUUCUGCCCGCACCGCUAUGGUUAGCUGGCCAACAUCGCACGCUAAGAUUGAUGCGCCGCUACCUACACACAACUUCAUCGAUAACAGCUUCAAGCCAUCUGCUGCGACGGUAUGGAUCGACGUACACGACCCCGCGACCAACAACGUCGUUACUCGAGUACCCGAGUCGACAGACGCAGAACUUAGUGCUGCUGUUGCGAGCGCGCAAAGAGCAUUCCCUGCAUGGAAGAACACAAGUCUGCUGCGGCGGCAGCAGAUCAUGUUCAAUUAUGUCAGCCUCAUCCGCCAGAAUUGGGAUCGCUUGGCAGCUUCAAUUACCUUAGAACAGGGCAAGACGCUAGCUGAUGCGAGAGGUGACGUGCUGCGCGGGCUGCAAGUCGCUGAAACUGCCUGUGGCGUUACGACUCAGCUGCUAGGCGAGGUGCUGGAGGUGGCGAAGGAUAUGGAAACCAAGAAUAUUAGGGAACCGCUGGGCGUUGUUGCAGCCAUCUGCCCCUUCAACUUCCCAGCCAUGAUUCCCCUUUGGUCCAUACCUAUUGCUACAAUCACCGGCAAUACGCUGAUACUCAAGCCCUCAGAGCGCGACCCUGGUGCAUCAAUGAUUCUCGCUGAAUUAGCUGUCGAAGCAGGCUUUCCAGAAGGCGUAAUUAACGUUAUUCAUGGCACUAGACGCUGCGUUAACUUCAUCAUCGACGAGCCACUUAUUAAGGCUAUCAGCUUUGUUGGUGGUAACAAAGCUGGCGAGUACAUUUAUACUCGAGGGUCUGCUAAUGGGAAGCGUGUCCAGGCCAAUCUUGGCGCUAAGAAUCAUGCUGUUGUGCUUGAUGAUUGCAAUCGCGCCAGCACUAUCAGCGCCAUCGCGGGCGCAGCCUUUGGCGCAGCUGGCCAGCGUUGCAUGGCUCUAAGUACCUUGGUCCUUGUGGAAGCGGAUAGUCAAGGCUUUGUUGACGAUCUGGUCGCAGCUACUAAGCAGCUCAAGACUGAUGGUGGCUUUGAGGACGGCGCUGAUCUCGGCCCAGUCAUAAGCCCUCACUCCAAGGAGCGUAUAGAAGGACUAAUCGCUUCAGCGGAGCAAGAAGGCGCGACUGUGGUCCUUGAUGGACGAAACUACGCGCCUGAGAAGUACCCAAACGGCAACUUCAUUGCGCCCACCAUCAUCACCAAUGUCACGACUUCGAUGAAGUGCUACAAGGAGGAGAUUUUCGGUCCCGUCUUAGUUGUUCUCACAGCCCCAACGCUCGAGGCCGCCACCAAGAUCGUCAACGACAACGAGUACGGCAAUGGUGUCGCCUUAUUUACCAACUCAGGUAGCAAGGCUUCUUGGUUCCAGAAGCACGUUGAGGCUGGCCAAAUCGGCAUCAACGUGCCUAUUCCUGUACCGCUGCCCAUGUUCAGCUUCACUGGUAAUAAGAAGAGUGUCGCUGGUGGAGGUGUCAACACGUUCUACGGCAAGCCCGGUCUUCAGUUUUACACGCAGACCAAAACGAUUACCAGCAUGUGGAAGGGUGAGGAGGAGCCGGCUGUUAGUAGUAUGAACAUGCCCACCCAAAGCUGAGUGUGUUGAUUAGUCUACAAGCUGUUUAAUUGUUGGGUGGCCGAUGUCCAUCCUAUCUUAUAUGUCUCACGACGAAUCAUCUCUGUCCUCACACUCAUGGUCUGCCACCCGUGCUGCUUUUCCUCCAUUUCGAAUGAGAGCAACUGUCAGCUCGACACUGAAUACGC